AUGAGGUUUUCAAUAUGGUUUUUCUUGAUCACCACAUUCUCAAUCUUCUGUAUUACUAUCGUUCCAGCUGACAGCCAAUGUUUAGACCAUCAGAAAACUUUGUUGCUCCAGUUAAAGGACAACCUCGAAUUCAAUUAUCGUUUUUCAACCAAGCUGCGGUUCUGGAAUCAUAAUUCGGAUUGUUGUGAGUGGGGUGGCGUGACGUGCGACAAUAUGGGUCAUGUUGUUGGUCUAGACUUGAGCAAUGAAUUUAUCUCUGGAGGAAUCCACAAUUCAAGUAGUCUUUUCAGUCUCAAGUAUCUUCAAAGUCUGAAUCUUGCUAAUAACAUCUUCAGCUCUUGGCAUAUUUCUUCUGGGUUUGAGAAGCUAACUAAUUUGACAUAUUUGAAUUUGUCACAUGCCAACUUGAGAGGGCAAUUUCCAAUUGAAAUUUCGCUCUUGACAAGGUUGGUCUCAUUGGAUUUCUCUUGGAACUACGACUUAAAACUUGGCAACUCAAAUCUAAAAUUGCUGGUUCAGAAUCUCACGAAGAUCACAGAACUCCGUCUUGAUGGUGUAAAUAUAUCAUCCAUGGGAGAGGAAUGGUGCCAAGCCAUAUCUUCUUCACUACCUAAUCUUCAAGUCUUGAGCUUGUCUCGCUGUCAUCUCUCAGGUCCUCUUUGUUCUUCUCUUGAGAAUCUCCGGUCCCUUUCGGUGAUCAAUUUGAGUGAGAACAAUUUGUCAGCCCCAGUUCCAAAUUUCGUUGCAAACUUCACCAAUUUGACAGAAUUAUAUCUCAAGGAUUCUAAUUUGCAUGGAACAUUUCCGGAAAGCAUCUUCCACGUACCAACUCUACGUACACUUGAUGUAGGGGUCAAUGAAUUACUUCAGGGCUAUUUACCAGAAUUUUCCCAACAUGGAUCUCUCCAGACCAUGAUUCUUCGGUACACAAAUUUUUCCGGGACAUUACCAGAUUCUAUUGGUAACCUUCGAAUGUUGUCCAUGAUAGAUGUUUUUAAUUGCAGCUUCACUGGACCGAUCCCUAGUUCAUUGGCAAACCUUACUCAACUUGUUCAUUUGGAUUUGGCUUACAACAUGUUUAUUGGUCCAAUUCCAUCAUUUUCCAAGAAUCUCUCCUACAUAUACUUAUCCCAUAAUUCACUAAGUGGAACCAUUCCAUCAUCUCUUUUAGAUCUUCCGUCGCUGAAAGAAAUUUAUCUUUCAUUUAACAAAUUUGAUGGUCAAGUUGGCGAAAUUUCUAAUGCUUCCUCCUCUCUACUAGAGAUCCUCAAUUUGAGAAAUAACAAUUUACAAGGGUCGGUUCCCAUGUCUUUCUUUGAGCUCGGAAGGCUUACUGACCUUGUAAUCAAUUCCAACAACUUCAGUGGCCUAUUACAAUUGGAAAAUUUUUAUAGGCUGCACAAUCUUUCUUUCCUCGACCUUUCAUAUAACAGCUUGUCAAUCCAUACAACAAGUGGCAGUAGUUCAAACUUCACUUUCAUCCCCCAGUUUGAAGGAUUAUAUUUGGCUUCUUGCAAGCUGCAAAGUUUUCCAGAUCUGAAGAACCAAUCAAUGUUAGCUGAGUUGGACCUUUCCGACAACCAACUUGAAGGGGAAAUACCAAACUGGAUUUGGGAAGUUUCGAAUGGAGGGCUACUUGUUAGCAAUGGAGGACUCACUUACUUGAAUUUCUCUCACAAUCUCUUUUCUGGUUUGCAAGAGCCCUAUGUUUCUCACACUUACCUUGCUGCCUUUGACAUACACUCUAAUCAGUUUCAUGGGGAAAUCCCCAUACCAGGAGUGUUGGCUGAAUUCAUGGACUUCUCAAGCAAUAGUUUCAGCUCUUCUAUCCCUACUAUGAUUGGCAGUUUCCUCACCAAUUCUUAUUUCUUUUCUCUUUCAAAUAAUAGCAUCAUUGGAAACAUUCCUCAGUCAAUAUGCAAUAUGGAAUACCUUCAAGUUCUAGAUCUGUCCAAUAAUCGUUUGAAUGGCACAGUACCAUCAUGUUUGAUCAAAAGGAGUAGUACUAGUCUUGGAGUAUUAAAUCUGCGAAAUAACAGAUUAAGUGGAAAAGUUUUGAGUAUGUUUCCCAAAAACUGUAGUCUACAGACUUUGGAUCUCAGUGGUAAUAAUUUGGACGGGCAGGUUCCGAAAUCGUUGUCAAACUGCAGAGGGAUGGAAGUUCUAAACCUUGGUAAGAAUAUUUUAAGUGGCAGAUUUCCAUGCUUUUUGGAAAACAUAUCUAGUCUACAUGUUUUAGUUUUGCGCUCUAAUAGGUUCCAUGGAGACAUUAACUGCCAAGGGAAAAAUAAUGAAAGCUGGUGGAAUCUUCAGAUCAUUGACCUAGCUUUCAACAAUUUUGGCGGCAAUCUACCAUCAAGUUAUUUCUCAAAUUGGAAGGCAAUGGUGAUUGACAAUGAUAAUGUUCAACCAAAGUUAGAUCAUCUGGGGUAUGAGUUCGGAGAUGGUUCUGGGUAUUAUUCAAGUCGAGUGAAUGUCAUCUACAAAGCAAAGGAGGUGGAGUGGGUGAAAAUUUUAGCCAUCUUUACAUGCAUUGAUUUUUCAAGCAAUAUAUUUGAUGGGAAAAUACCAGAUACUGUUGGAAAUCUCAAAGCGCUUGUUCUUCUCAACUUAUCGCACAAUGCUCUUAAUGGCUCAAUUCCAGCAUCAUUAGAAAACUUGAAGCAGCUCGAGUCAUUAGACCUUUCACAGAACAUGCUAACAGGGAUGAUCCCGACACAACUUGCAAGUCUUACAUUUCUUUCACUCUUGAAUGUGUCAUACAAUCUUUUGUUUGGAAAAAUUCCGACAGGUUCCCAGUUUCAAACAUUCUCAGAAACAUCAUUUGUAGGGAAUCCAGGGCUAUGCGGUUUCCCUUUGAACACGAGUUGCAAUAAUAUUGCUGGAGAUUCACCACCACCAAUAUUCGGAGAUGGGCAUUCAAUCUUGGAGACAGAGGUCUACCUAAGUGCAGCAUUGGGAUUUAUCGUGGGCUUAGGAAUCAUCAUCUGGCCACUUGUGUUCUGUAGAAGAUGGAGACAAUGGUACUACAAACAUGUGGAUCAGGUUUUUCUGAGAAGAAUAAUACAGAGAGGAGCUUACAGAAAUCCAAUUCGAAUGCUUAGUGGGUGA
This is a messenger RNA of Cornus florida, 3111 nucleotides long. Its product is annotated as receptor-like protein 7. The record is from RefSeq and is a predicted model, not a curated record. The transcript has a single exon. The coding region runs from base 1 to 3111 and encodes 1036 amino acids. Lineage: Eukaryota; Viridiplantae; Streptophyta; Magnoliopsida; Cornales; Cornaceae. Gene Ontology annotation, molecular function: protein binding.